GCCGAAUGGAAAUAUCAUCAUACUUAAACGCUCAGCUCACCUAUCUCACACAAAUCUUAUGAACUGAUCUCACGUCCUUCCUUCUCCGCCGCGCCGUGCCGUCGAACGCACAACCGAGAUCGGAAGUCUUCAUUCAUGGCGAAUCCCAGCCCGCUGAAGGCCGUAACCCUUACUCACGUCCGAUACCAGCGCGGGGAUCAGCUCGGCCAUUUCCUCGCCUGGAUUUCUCUUAUUCCAGUCUUCAUCAGCCUCGGCGGCUUCGUCUCCCACUGCAUCUUCCGCCGCGAGCUGCAAGGCCUCUUCUUCGCGAUCGGUCUAUUGAUCUCUCAAUUCGUGAACGAAGUCAUCAAGACGUCCGUACAGCAAGCCCGCCCCGAGACCUGUGCCCUACUCGAAAUGUGCGAUUCGCACGGCUGGCCUUCGAGCCACGCUCAGUACAUGUUCUUCUUUGCGGUUUACCUGACGCUCCUCACUCACUAUAGAAUCGGUUCCCUAUUUCGGACUCAGAUGGGGAUUGUGUUCCUUUUGGUUUGGCCAUCGACGGUUUUGACUAUGUAUUCUAGGGUUUAUUUGGGGUACCAUACCGUCGCCCAGGUAUUCGCCGGUGCGGCGCUCGGGGCAGCCCUAGGCGGCGCGUGGUUUUGGGUGGUGAACAAAUCUGUCCGGUGCCAUUUUCCGGCGAUUGAGGAGAGUGCAUUUGGGAGAUUCUUCUAUUUGAAAGACACAUCACAUAUCCCCAAUGUGUUGAAAUUCGAGUACGAGAACGCCAGAGCAGCAAGAAAACAUGUAUCCUACAAGCGAUCUGAUUAAUGGAUGGAUCGAUCACUUGAUCCCUAGGAUUAGCAGCAAAGCUAACAAGAGGUUCUUGUUUGGAUCUCUUAGAGCUAAACUUCAAGAUGGAUAAUAUAGCACAUAAUUAUUUGGAGGCAAUUAUAUUUGAUUUAGACACGGUUUGCCCUUUCUUUUAUUUUUUUUUUUGCCUUCUUAGAUUCGGACACAGUUGGCAUUGUUGUGAAUGGUAACUGUAACUGUGGAUCUUCAUACAUGCAUACUCUCAGUAUAUCCAAAGUAUUAUAUCAUUGAUUAUAUUACAUUAAAUAUUAUUUAAUAAGAACAAAGUUAAAAACAUAAAUAGAGCCUAAUUGCAAUA
Molecule: messenger RNA, 1150 nt
Organism: Andrographis paniculata
Lineage: Eukaryota; Viridiplantae; Streptophyta; Magnoliopsida; Lamiales; Acanthaceae
Product: lipid phosphate phosphatase gamma
Exons: 2
Coding region: 136-810 (224 amino acids)
Biological process (GO): lipid biosynthetic process; protein N-linked glycosylation
Cellular component (GO): endoplasmic reticulum membrane; intracellular membrane-bounded organelle
Molecular function (GO): dolichyldiphosphatase activity
Source: RefSeq, a predicted model, not a curated record